CCGUAAGUUCUCAUCUUCCUCUUCUUCCUCCGAUCCCUUUCUUUUGCCCAUUUCCGUCAUUUCCCAUCUCUUCUUCGUCUUCUUCUUCUUCUUCACUUUCUCUCAAAGGAAAAUAAUAAAAAUAAAAGGAAUUUCGAAAUUUCGAUGAAUGCUAACGUCUUUGUCGACGGAUUAGAUUAAUCGAUCUUUUCAUUUCGUAUCUCAAUGGAAAAUAAUAAAAAAUAAAACGAAUUUCGAAAUUUCCAUAAAUGCUAACGUCUUUCUUAACGGAUUAGACUAAUCGAUCUUUUCAUUUCGUAUCUGAAAACCCACGAAUUUCUCUCGCUAUAACGAUAUCUCUGUUUUUGUGCCUGGGAAUUGCUAUUUUCUUGGGUUUUCUGGUCGAUUCUUUGACGGUUUUUGCUGGAUUUUGGGCGUCUUUUUAUUUUUUAAUAUGAGUCAAAUAUCUGAAGGAGGAUUCGGUUCAUGUUAGGUUGAAAGAUCGCAUUUUUAUUCAAGUCGGGUCGUUUGUUUUCAGAUUCGGAUUGUGAGGAGGGUCGAAAUAUCGGAAAGAUCUUUUCGUUUUUCAGGAUUUUGAUUUCUGUUUUUUUUUUUUCUCCUCUCUCUCUCUCUCUCUCUCUCUCUGUAGUCAACGAUUUCGAUGUAAGAAGACGGUUUCGGAUCCCACUUGGUUAAAAGCUCGCAUUUUUUCAAUUUGGGUCGGUAAAUUCAGCCAAAUCGGAGGAGCCAAGGAGGAUUCGGGUUUUGAAUUUUGUGAUUUUUGCGUGUUCAGUCAUUGAUUUCUAAAAAGAAAAAAAUAAAAAAUAAAAUUUGUCUGUUUUGGAGUAGAAGUAAGAUUUGGGUUCGGUUGGAUUGGUAAUUUAGUUACGAUUUCGAUCAAAUCCAGAGACAUGUUGGAUGGUCGGUCCUGCUUGGUUUCAAGGGCAUUGCCGAGCUCCUGCGAGCAAGAAAGUAAGUGGGUUUAUAUGAAUUAUCAUCUGAUUGAGGAGGUAUCAAAUGGAAAGCGCCAUUUAGAAGAAGGAACUGAAGAAGAAAUUAGAGAGAGGAAGUCCACAAGGCUUUCAAAUUCGCACGUUAAUGAGGAAUUGAACAUGGCCGAAGGUUUCUCCACACCCCCAGUUGAUGAUUCUAAUAAGGAGGCAUGUGGUGGGGACCAAUCAGAUUUGAAUUCACUUAUCCAUCCACUCGGAAGGGACAUAACGAUCAACUGCCUCCUCCACUUGUCGAGGUCUGACUAUGGCGCACUUGCCUCUCUGAACCGGAGCUUCAAUUCUCUAGUCCGGAGUGGUGAGCUGUACAAGCUCCGACGGCAGGUGGGGAUAUGCGAACACUGGGUCUACUUCUCUUGCAACGUCUUGGAGUGGGAGGCGUUUGACCCAAACAGCCGACGGUGGAUGCAUUUGCCAUCGAUGCCUGCAAACGAUUGCUUCAUGUUCUCAGAUAAGCAAUCACAGGCUGUCGGCACUGAGCUUCUCGUUUUCGGAAAGGAAGUAACAUCCCAUGUUAUAUUGAGGUAUAGCAUUCUAACAAACUCGUGGUCUUCGGGCAUGGUGAUGAACACACCAAGAUGCCUGUUUGGGUCUGCCAGCCUUGGAGAGAUAGUGAUUUUUGCAGGCGGAAUUGAUGCUCGAGGGACUGUGUUGAAUUCUGUGGAGCUCUACAAUUCAGAGACCGGAACUUGGGAAACACUGCCAAGCAUGAACAAGCCAAGGAAGAACUGUUCAGCUGUUUUCUUGGACAAGAAGCUCUAUAUAAUGGGCGGUCUUGGGAGCAAUGUGGAGUCAUAUACAUGUGGAGAAGAGUAUAAUUUGGAGACAAAGACUUGGCGGGUUAUUCCUGAUAUGUACCCUGUGCCAACCGUAGCAACUGAGCCGCCUCCACUGCACACAGUCGUGAAUAAUGAGCUGUAUGCAGCUGAUCAUGCAGAGAAGGAAUUGAGGAAGUACAAUAAGGAGAAUAACACAUGGGUCACUCUGGGGAGAUUGCCUGAGAGAGUGUUUUCGAUGAACGGUUGGGGACUAGCAUUCAAGGGGUGUGGGGAACGUCUUAUCAUUGUUGGUGGGCCAAGGGGUUCUGGAGGAGGAACUGUGGAGCUCCAUUCGUGGAUCCCGGGAGAUGGGCCCCCGGAGUGGGAGUUGCUCGCGAUCGCAAGGAGGCCUUCAGGGAGUUUCGUCUAUAACUGUGCUGUGAUGGGCUGCUGAUGUGUUGGAAUUCAGUGGCACCAUGUGGACCGGACAGUGCCUCAUAGGAGGGAUGUACAAGAUUGGUUUGUUCAAGGUCAUAGCAUUCUUGCUGAUGGGUAAUCUCUGCCUAUUUUUGAAAUUUCGGAUUUUACUCAAGAUUCAAUGGAAUGUUUUUCUUCCAAAGAAGCCUAAAGGGCAUUUUGUUUUCCUUUAUUCUGUUUAUUUUCUACCAUUGAUUUGCAUUUUGUAGCAAUUGUUACACUUUGCCUCUCUUAUCUGUUUCAAAUGAGAGCUUUCAUAGAUUGGGAUAUCAUGCAGCAUUGGAAUAGCUUAAUAAUUCAAAUACAAAUCCAUUGUCAAAAAGUACU
This is a messenger RNA of Magnolia sinica, 2551 nucleotides long. RefSeq names its product F-box/kelch-repeat protein SKIP11-like. The record is from RefSeq and is a predicted model, not a curated record. Gene Ontology annotation, molecular function: protein binding. Gene Ontology annotation, cellular component: nucleus. The coding region runs from base 891 to 2201 and encodes 436 amino acids. NCBI's taxonomy places the organism in Eukaryota, Viridiplantae, Streptophyta, Magnoliopsida, Magnoliales, Magnoliaceae. The transcript has a single exon.